AUGCCCACCCAGGAAACCACCCGCUUCCGCCCUCCGGGCGCCCUGCGAGUGUCUGAGCGACGCCGCAGGCGCCCGGACCCGGCGGGAGGCCGGCGGGGCGGAGGCGGUCACAGCGGGAGCUGCUCGCCGCGCCCUCGGGGGCGGGCCUGCGGCCGGAUAACGGUGCGCGGCGGCCCCGGCUUCUUCCUCCGCCGGCCUCGGUCCGUAACGACCCCGCGGCCGCGCCUGCUACGGGGCAGACGGACCCGGCCCGGGCCCCGCGGCCCCGCGGCCCGCGGCCCGGCGGACGAGCGGCGGUCGCGGCGUUCCGGUGCGCGCGCGCGCUCAGCCAAUCGCGUGCUCGCCCGCCCCCCGCCGCCGCGGCGAGGCUGGCGCCGGGAAGAGGAAGAGGAACAUUCGCCCUCCUCCUCCCAGCGCGCGGGCGGCGGCGGCGGCGGCACCGGGGUCACGAACUCUGACCUUUCACUGACAAAAACAAUAACAAACCCCCUCCCCCGCGACCCCGGCGGCGCCCUGGGGCCCGCCCCGCCGCCCCGCUCCCGCCGCGGCGUCCCGGCCGCCGCCCGCGCCCCGCGAGCCCGCGGCCCCGGGCUCCCGCCCUCCGCCGACGCCCGGCCUCCCCGCGCCCUGCCCUCCGCGCCGGGGGCCGCCCGCCGCAGACACGGGACCUGCUCCGAGGCCGCCUUGGCGCCAACCCCGGAGGUAAGCGGGAAAGAGGGGUCGGGGCGGGCAGGGCCGCGGCCGAGGGGCGGGCCUGCGCGGCCAUGGAGACGCCGGCGGUGAACCCGGCCCUUUUACCUUUGCCACGGGGCGGCGGCGCCCGGCGCUUUGCAUAGUGGGCCGGGCCGCGCCCUCCCCUUCCCGCCCGCGGCCGAGCCAGGCGAGCGGGCUCCCCCUGACCGGCCCGGCCGCGCGCGGGUGGGGGCGGAGGGGAAUGGCCGCGGCCCCGCCUCACGGCUGGCCCUCCGCCAGCGCCGCCAUCUUGUUCUCGCCAGAGACAGAUCCGGCUGGGCCGGACUGCCCUCCCUUGCGUUCUCCGCCUCCCCGAGGUCCCUCCUUCCGUCCCUCCCGGACUCCUCGCCUCUGCGCUCCCCGCCUGCCAUAGACAGCCGCCCCGACCCAACCGCCGUUUUUUUUGAAGGGGAGGGUGGAGGGAAAGGAGGAAGGCGGGUGCGGGCGCGACCUCCUGAGCGACAGCAGAACUAGCCAAUUGGUGCCUGGGUAGGAGGGCCGGGGCGUACGGUGCCGCCCCCGAGAUUGUGCUGAUUGGCUCCGGCCGGAAAGGGCGGUCCCCAGUGCUCUGGAGCCCCAGCGGGGCGGGGGCAGAGGCCGCGACGCGGCGUGAGACCUGGUCGGCGGGGGCGGGGCCGGGGCCGCGGUGGGCGGCUGCUGUCUGCCCGGCACGCGUCGCUUUGGAGCGCGGUGGGACUGUGGCGAUGAAGGUGAUGAAGCGUUUUGCCCCACGGCGCCGUCCCGUGGGACGAGCUCUUCCGAACCUGGACGCCGUUCAGGGCCCCUGCCCGGGCUUUCCGCGCGGCCCUAUGCGAGUCAUGUCUCUGAGGCUCAGUUUCACAGUCUGUGAAGUGGGGACACUAGGAGCCCUUGCCAGGCCGGACCUGCCCUCUCAGGAUGGCUUGCAGGGCUCUACUCAGAAAAUGGAGUCCGGGCUACUCUGCCAGCCUCAAAGUAAUGUGAAAAUGGUGCUACUGUUUUUGUUAGUUUUUUUUUUCUUUUCUUUUUUUUUUCCUCUCGCGGUGCCUGGGAUGGAACCCACGGCCUUGCUCGUGGUGGGCUCCGCCACUGAGUCCCAGCCCCAAAGUGGUGUUAGCUUAAAACUGGAAAACUGGACGGCGAAGGGCUCGAGAGAAGGAAGCUGGGCGGGGGCGGCCGUCCCCGCGCAUCAGACCCAGUGCCCCGGUGCUGGGCUCCAGGCUUCAUCAGAGCCGGGGGACGAAAGCCGCCCGGCGGGUGCAGGGAGGCACAGCUCCGGGAGGGGGACUAGGGCUCCAGUCCCGCGGGGUACGCGGGCGGCGGGGCCCGCCCUCCCGCGGGGAGCUUGACUGAGGUGGCGAGGGGCAGACGAGAAGAUCGGCGGUGCGGAGUACAGGCAGAAACUGGUCGCAAUGCUGGGGUUUUGCCUGCUGCUCUUCAGCUAGUUGGCAUCCAGUGCAAAAGUUCAUUUAGAAGAUAAAGUAUGAAGCCAAAUAGUACUCGUGGAGGUGUAGAGUGCUUUACAGUUCGCAGGACGCUUUCACAGGCGCCCUUGUGCAAGCCCCAGGAGAACCUCCCUGUGUUCCGCUCCCUCUUCUAAAACCUUUCCAGUGCUCGUGCUUAUCGCUCUUCUCCACCUGUGCGCUACACAGCUGGCCCACCAUCUCCCCAGGCCUUUCCCCUGCAGGACAGCCUCCCCGAAAUACUCAAGCUACCUGCCCCUUGCACUCCUACCCCACCCCCAGUCCUGCACAUCUCUGCUCCAGCAUCGUGUAGAUCAGAUUCUGGUUUUAUUCCACGUCCUUGCCCUUGUAGCCUUUAUCUCACUUUGUGAUUAACACUCUAUAAGCAUCAUUUAGCUCACCAUUCUGUGUGUAAUACUUAGCAGAAUGCCUGGCACCAUUUGUGGCAUGCAUGACUUGAUAAUUUAUGUCACUGAUAAGUUGCUGCUCUUAGUUAAUAGGUGCUUUUUCAGGUGCACUUGGUUGGAAAUUGAAAUAGCACUGCCUUCGAUAGAAUGCCUGGAGGGUAUUUGGAUGAGUUUCAGAAGUGGUCUCUGACAGAUAAUGCCACUGCUGGGGAUGUAAAUGUGGUGACAUGACCUAUUGGAAUUCUCGCCCCUGCUUUUAUGCUCACUUGUUCCUUUAUUUUUUAAAAAGCAAGAAAUAAUUUGUUAGUAAAUUGAAUUACUAGUUUAAUUACAUGGAACUAAUAAGCUCAUAUGUGAAGAAAUAGCCAAAAUAUAAUAGUGUCAUUUACUUUAUCUGAAGAAACAAAGUCCCAAGCUGACAUGAUUUUCUUUAUCUCUCUAUCACAGAGGCUCAGAGAGCAGGGAAGAGACCUGAAGUGGGUGUGCAGGGAGUUGGAGUUGCAAGUCUCUGUUCUCUAAUGAUCUUGCUUCACCAUGGCUACAAUUAUGGAGGGGCUGGUGCAGCACACAGUGGGGACCCAGCAGGUGGCUGAGUCCCAAGGAAGUCAGCAUGUGGUCUAAAUCCAAAGCAGGAUACUGACAUAGAAGAAGAAAUAAAAAUGACAAGAACAUCGCUCAUUUCAUUUCUUUGCAUGAAUAGGAUGGCUACAUACAAUAAGGUGACUUAAUUUUUACCUUGAGCCAAAAACUAAUUGAAUCUGAUUCUUGUUGUGUGAGUACUGUGAACUGUAAGGCUCUGUCUUAGUUCUACACACUUGAUCCUUUGUUAAUCCUGUAGUAAAAUAGAAGGCCAGAUUAAUCUGUGCACUCAGCAGUUGUCUUAAGUGCUGAGAAAUAUGGAGGCGAAUGUGUCAGGGGGUCUUUCCUUUAGUAAUCACAAGACCUGAUUAAAGAGUGAUUAUACACGGGUUGAGAAAUGCAGUUGCAUAUGAGGUAGAUGAUCCUGGAGGAGGGUCUUGAAUGACAAGUAAGCAUUUGUCACACAGACCCUGGUAAGUGGGGUGGGGAAUUUUGUGGUAGAUUCUGGGGAGAGCAGCCUGAGUCAGAACAUAUGUAAUGGGGUGAGGCAUUAAGUAGCUUAAAUGUGCAGGCAACUUGAGGUACAGAGGCAGUCAGGGCCAGAUCUUGAAAAGCACAGUUAAUCUGCCAUCACUAAUAAACUGAAUAUUCAAUUCAUUCUGUACCAGGUCUUAAUCCUCAUAAUAACCUUUGAGGUUGGCACUGUCACUGCCAUUUUAUAGAUGAGAAAACCAAGACUCAAAAAUGUAAGUUAAUUGGCCAAGGGGACACUGUAGAAGAACUGAGAUUCUCACCCAGGUCUUUCUGUCUUUUUCCAGAGUCCUUUCAGUUACCCAUGGUCCUACUGGUACCACCUGAAGAGAUUAGAUUUGCAUUUUUGAAUCAUAUAUAUAAGGCAAAGAAAGUUAGUAAAGAAUGGACAUUCUAAGAGAGAAUUCUUUUAAACAAAAAAGUAAAUAUAAGGGCCGGGUGAAACUAAAUACAGAGGUCAGGCAUGGUGAUGGACAUCUAUAAUCCCAGCUACCUGGGAGGCAGAAAUCAGGAGACUCAAUUCAAGGCCAGCCUGGGCAAAAGGUUAACAAGACCUCACUCAACAAGCAAGCCAGCGAUGGUGUGGUGGUACAUGCCUGUAAUUCAAGCUGUGCAGAAGGCAUAGGUAGGAGGAUCAAAGUCUGAGGCCAGCUCAGGGCUAAAACAAUAUGCUGGUAAGUUCAGUUUGCUAGUGAUUUGUUGAGGAUUUUUAAAGCAUCAGUGUUUGUAAAGUGAUGUGAGUCUGAAAGUCUUCUCAUGUCUUUGGUUUUGGGGUGGGGAUGAUGCUGGCCUUAUAAAAUGAGUUUAGACUUGUCAAAGUUGGAUAGGGGUUGGUGGUAUUUCCUCUUUAAAUGAUUGUUAGAAUUCACCAACAAAGCCAUUUGGUCUAACACUUCUGUUUGUUGGAAGGUUGUGAUUCCUUAUUCUGUCUCCUUAACAGGGAUAGAUCUAUUCAGGAUUUCUAUUUCUUCAUGGUUCCGUCUUGGUAGAUUGUGUGUCUUUAAGAAUUUGUCCGUUCUAGGUUAUCUAGUUUGUUUGGUGUGCAGUUGUUCAUACUGCUCAAAGGCCUUUUUAUUUCUGUAAAAUCUAUUAUACCCCCACUUUUAUUUUUGCUGAGACAUUUUCUUUUGACUUACUAUGUGGACAAAGAAACAGUAGCAUUUUAGUCCUCUGUACUGUUGCAUCUCUUCCCUCCAUUCUGCCAGUAAAAUUAUAUCCGUCCUCUUUCCAUAAAUCAGUGUUCUGUGUUAUGUAAUUAUGAUACUAUCACAUACACUCCUGUUGUCUCAAUAUAGUUGUAAAGCUCUCUAAAUACUGUUUUCCAUUCCGGUACAUAUGAGGAAAUUCCAGCUUCCUUUCCUUUCUGUACGAACAUUCCUUCUGCAGUCUCUGACUUCCUACUCUCAUUUAUCCUUCCAGGUUGUGUUUUGGCUGUCUUUAUUUACAUACAGAAAUCAAAAGGAAAAUCAUUUUCUUCAGAAUUUCAAAGGCACAGUUUUAUUGUUUUCCAGUUUUGAGUAUUGCUUUCAAAAAGGUCAAUGUCAUUUUCUUUCUUGUUCCUUACUUAUUUACUCAUUUAUUCAUUUAUUAUUAUUAUUACUUUGGAGGUGGUCUUAACUCCUGGGCACAAGUGAUCCUCCUGCCUUAGCUUCUCCAGAUCCCCUCCCUCUGUGGUGCUUGGGGUAGAACCCAGGGCCUGAGCUAUAUCCCCAUCCCAGCCCUUUUUUUUUUUUUUUUGAGACAGGAUC
Molecule: messenger RNA, 5439 nt
Organism: Castor canadensis (American beaver)
Lineage: Eukaryota; Metazoa; Chordata; Mammalia; Rodentia; Castoridae
Source: RefSeq, a predicted model, not a curated record